UGGAGACCUCCAUGUUCGGCCCCUUUACAAUUGUGAAACUGGAGGGGAAAAGUGCUGUCCUAGUCACGCCAAAAAGCAAAGUAAUACAUAAAAUAAACAUUGACCAGCUAAACCCAUAUAUUGAGCCUACGCCGCGCAUCCCCCACAAAUGGAUGACAGAAUCCACAAUGUCCGUCUCACCGUCAUCUCUAGCCCCGUCACCCUCAUCUCCAGUUGCCUCAACCUCAGCUCCAGCCCCCUCAUCUCCAGCCCUGUCACCCUCAUGUCCAGUCGCCUCAACCUCAUCUCCAGCCGCCUCACCGUCACCCCCAUCUCCAGCAGUGUGUCCCUUCAGACACUUUGGAAAAAGGUAGAUCCCCUGGAUUACGACGUCAUGGUUGGAGCUGUCCGCGAGCACCACCACUGGACACUAACUGUGAUGUAUCCUAAAAAGAGGCAGUCGGUGUAUGUGGAUCCUUUUGGGGCUAAUGAGGACGUAUUAAAAAAAUGCAGUGCAGUGACCAGGGCUUUCAUGAAGCAGCGGGGCCACAACUGCUCCCGUUGGUCCAGUGAAACGGUACCACACGCUCGACAAGUUUACACAACCUCAUGCAGCGUUAUUGUGUGUAAAUUAGCAGACAUGAUUCUAAAUGGAGAGGACAUGGAGGACAUUUUUGAUAAGUCUUUCAUUUUACGGAUGAGGUUGCAGAUAGGCCAACGGCUGAUCAAAGAAAAAGAUGAUUUGUCCGACCUAUGCCGAGUGUGUGGUUCAUAUGUCACAGAUGUGCAAUGGAUUGCUUGCACACUUUGUGAUGGAUGGUUCCACUGCAGCUUUGUUGGGCAACCACCAGUGGAUGCACCUUUUUAUUGCCCAUUGUGCAUAUAAACAUGUUUAUUUCUACCCUGUAAAAGGGUUUUUAGUAGGGAUGAGCGAAUACAGCAUUAUCUGUAUCUGUAUCUGUAUCUGUUAACCAUAUGAAUUAUCUGUAUCCGUAUCCGUACUCGGAGUGGGCGGGGCCUAACCCGGAAGUGGGUGUGACUUAACCUGGGAGUGUGUGUGUGAGUGAGUAAGAGAGAGACAGAGAGAGAGAGGGGGAGGGUGUGUGUGUAGCUUAAUUUGUAAUAUUUUUUAUAUAACUACUACCUAGAAUGUGUCAGACACUCAGUGCGUGAAGUAAAAUAAAACUGGUUAGAGCCAACUGACGGUAUAAAAAAAAAAAAAAACUCCAACGACCGGCAGAGAGAGGGAGAGAGAGAGAGAGCGAGAGAGAGAGUAGCCAGACGCUAGAGAGUAGUCAGACACUCAAUGCGUGAAGUAAAAAAAAAAAAACUGUUUAAAGAAAAAUAAUAAUAAUAAUUCUCCGACAGGCAGAGACGCAACGCGAGUCGCUUUCUACCAGCACCACGUCUGAACGAACCCAUGUUUAACAGAGCUCUACUGGUUAAUAAGUAAGUACAAACUGAAAUAAAAACAAACUUCAAGCUGAAGAAACCCUAAACGUUAACGGAAAAGACCCGCGAACCUGAGUGACUGAGAGACAGAGAGCUGUUCUGUGAGUGAGUGAGCAGAGCGGUGUGUGAAGGGGAGGAGCGCUGUGACGCUGUGUGAGGAUUUUCAUUCAGUCCAAGCACAGAUAUUGACUCGUAUUACUCGUAUAAUACUCGUGCUCGGCAAAAGUGCUUUAUCCGUACCGGAUACUCGUUUCAGCCGAGUAUCCGGCUCAUCUCUAGUAAAUACUGUUGUCUCUGCCCUGUCAACAUCCUGUGAAAACCAUCAGCCCUUCACAAGCAAAGAAAAACUGUCCUGUUUUCAGCAUGGUGACAAUGUAUUGUGAAGUAUUACAAAGGCAUUUCAAGCUGUUAAUGUAGGUUUAGACGUAAUCAGAAGAAAUGUUCUCAACCCAUUAAAAAACAUUUAAUCAUUUUGGUUCUCUAGAAUUUGAAAAUGCAUAGUUUUCACAGGAUGGUGAUGACGUGUAACAAAUAUCCGGCCGAAACUGCUGAAUGUCCAAAACUGGGAAAGGAAUUUUCUACAAAUAUUUUGCACAAAGUAUCAGUCGAUCCGAAGUUUCUGAUGGUUCUUUUAUUCUCAGGAUUGAUGUCGGUCUACUUCUGUGUACUAAAGUUAAUACUAUGUUGGUGUGCUGGGGACCAAUGGAAUGAGGGAGUGAAUGUGGGGUGCGGGGUUGAGAGACGGAAGCGGGAGCUGAAUAAAACAUGUCAACAUCA
Molecule: messenger RNA, 2208 nt
Organism: Pleuronectes platessa (European plaice)
Lineage: Eukaryota; Metazoa; Chordata; Actinopteri; Pleuronectiformes; Pleuronectidae
Exons: 7
Coding region: 149-865 (238 amino acids)
Source: RefSeq, a predicted model, not a curated record